Anopheles cruzii is the source of this 7988-nucleotide messenger RNA. It is a transcript of the gene Tmem131, whose product is annotated as transmembrane protein 131. The transcript is spliced from 4 exons. The record is from RefSeq and is a predicted model, not a curated record. Gene Ontology annotation, cellular component: membrane. The coding region runs from base 1 to 7224 and encodes 2407 amino acids. Lineage: Eukaryota; Metazoa; Arthropoda; Insecta; Diptera; Culicidae.
AUGGUGGUUACAGCAGCAGUAGGCGACGGCGGCACUAAGCAACGAGGGACGGUGCGAACCUUCAGCAUUCUGCUGAUGUUUCUGCAGGUGCUGCAUUCACAGAGCUCAACCGCCGCCCAGGAUGUGCCGUCAUCCGAUGCGGCCGGUUCCGUAUCCGCAUCGUCCUCGCACCACGAUCCCAGCUCGGUGCUAAUGGAAGGCAUCAUGCUCGACGAGGAGGGGUCACUGUUCGCCAGUCCACCCAUCGACGGGUACGGAGGGGUGCUGAGCGAGGAGGCGGCCACCAAUCUGCAGUUUCAGCCGUGGAUGCUGAACUUUGCCGACCGGUCGAUCGGCGAUCCGCACAACCAGCUGGUGGUGCUGUACAAUCGGCACAAAAACCGCAGCGUCUACCUUGGCUCGAUCGCCGGCAGCACGGCCGAGUUCUCGAGCUCGUACUUCAAGGAGAAGGUCAUUCCGCCCGGUGGCAACACGACCUUCAACGUGGUGUACCUGCCACGCAAACUGGGACCGGCCGAGGGUUCGCUGCUCAUUCACACCUCCUUCGGCAUGGUGCGGUAUCAGGUGCAGGGCGAGGGCAUCGAGUGCCCGUACCGGUUGCGGCCGUUGGUGGGCCUACAGGCGCCCCUUAACGCCACACUGUCGCCCGAGAUUACGCUGUACAAUCCGCACGAUACGCCACUGCAGAUCGUCGAGAUCUACAGCAGCGGGGGCAACUUUCAGCUGGAGCUACCCAGCGGUGCACAGGAGGGGCCACAGGCCCUGUGGGAGAUACCGCCGCACAGUACGCGCACCGUGAUACGGGUGCGGUUCCACGCGCGAACCCCCGGCAGCCAUAUCGCGUACGUGCGUAUCAAAAUCUCGGGCGGCGUGGCGGAACCGUCGCUGAUCGAUAAGAUGCUCGUGGUGCCGAUCGAGGUGGAGAUCUUCAAGGAGACGGGUCUGUACUCGCGCAUCCCGUUCCUCGAGCUCGGCCUGACCUCCGCUGCGGCCGCUGGUUCGGCAGCGGCUGCUUCGGCCGUGGCUGUGGCCGCCGGCGCCAGCGCCGGGCUCACGGGAAGCAAUCGCAAUUCGAGCACCUGGCUGAGCCUGGAUCUUUUCAAUUCCGGCAGCCAACCGGUGAAAGUGAAGAGCUGGGGCGUCCAGGCGGACGACAUCGAGUCGGUGCUCUGCAUGCACGUCCUGGUGGCCGAAGAGCGCACACUGCACGUUGAGUUCGACUGGUCGAAACUGUCGAGCGAUCGGCGGCUAAUAAGCGGCCGGAUACUGCUCAAUCUCGAACGCGUUUCGACGGCUCCGGCGCCGGAAGAUGACGAUCAGGAAUCGGACCGAUUCGAGGGCUCAAAGGCAACAGCGACGCUAAUGAGCGAGCGAGCGGGGGGCAGUAAAAUCGUGGGGCUAGCUUAUGCGACAGAAGUCCCGCUCGACGAGCAAGAGGAUGCGGAUGAUGACGAGGAACUCGAAGCAGAACUGCUGAUCGACGAUCGCGUCGAGGAGGUGCUGAGCGUACUGGCGAUUCCUUUCGCUGGUGAAGUGUUGAAGGGCAGCAUUCAGUACAACGAGGAAGUGCUGCGGUUUCUGGUGCCGCCGGCAAACGGGGAGGACACUCCGGGCGCGGGCACGCUGACCGACGGUCGGCGUCCGCUCGUGAUCCGGAACCAAUUCCACGUGCCAUUGUCGAUCACGAACAUUAGCGUACCGGAAAACUGCUCGCGCUACUUCACGAUCGACGACUUCGGCCCGAUCGUCCUGCAGCCAAACGAUGAACGCACACUGCUCCGUAUCUCGCGUAAGCCGACGGCCAACGGCGGUGACGAUCGGUGGCCCCCGGGUACGAUCUCCACGCACAUCCGGCUGACGACGAACAUCACCGACUACGAGCUUCCGGUGCUCGCGUACAGUGGCAAGCUGGAGCGCAUUCUGUCCCCCGAGGUACGUGACGCCUCGCUGCUAACUGGACUUCCGGCUGAACUUGUUAGUAGGCUCAAUGACGAAGACGAAGAGUUUGAGCUCGACUUUGCCGUGCUUCCGAUUGCGACCAUUGGCGAAGCGUUGGUUGCGUUCGUCAAUCCGAACCCCGUCCCGAUACCGAUCAUCCACUGGAAGGGUGCGAUCACGUCGGAGGCGGCGGUCGGUGCUCCGACGAUCACCGUCGUCCUGCUGGGCUGCGGAGCGCUCCGGCUGGACGAGCUCGCCUUUUGCCACACGGUGCAGCCGGGCGAGUGGAUCGUCUAUCAGAUCAGCGUUCAGAGUGGCACGAUCGAUAGCUACCAGGGCCGGUUCACGGUGAAAACCGACUACGAGGAGAUCGUGACUCCGCUCCGCUUCACCACCGCCGUCGGUGACCUGCAUCUCAUACGGGAGCGUCUACGCUUUGCCAAUUGUUUUCCGGGGAAACUGUGUUCCGUGCCACUGAUGGCCGCUUCCACGUUCCCGUCGAAGAUCCACAUCGAGAGCAUCCGGACGGAGGUGCCGGGGUUGAGCUACGAGUUCCUGUCGCCGGACAAGCAGCGGCCGCUGCCCACCGUGGUCCUGUACCCGGAGUCGAUGGCCACGAUCGGUCGGCUGCUGUUCGACCCGAAGGCAGUGUGCGGCACCGAGUGUUACAGUAGCUUCGAUCUGCUCUCGAAACCGUUCGGGGUGAAGUGGAUGGCGACGCUGGACAGCUACGAGCAGUACCGGCGCCUGGACAGCGACAAGCUGCUCGAGCAGCUGCAGCGUUACGCCGAAAUGCGCCAGCGGUUGACGAGCGUCCAGUUUCAGGUGCUGGCCGAGGCCGCGAGCCGCAAGUUCGAGUUCAACGCAAGCGUCGAGCUGGCGUGGCCGAAGCUGCUGCACGAGAACGUCUUCUUUCCGACGCUGCAGGUCGAACAGGAGGCGGUCAAGCUGAUCACGAUCAACAACCCGUCCGAUCAGAUCCUGUUCGUGCACCUGGUGCUGCACGACGUGGCCGUGCACGGGCCGACCCCGGCCGUGGACGGUGGAACGCCGCUGCCGGCCGAGGUGCUGACGGCGUGCCCGAACUGUAGCCUCAGCGAGGAGCCCGUGUUCUCGUUCUUUCUCUUCGACACCGACGACAUCUACGUGAACUACGUGAAACCGCAAUCGUUUCUGCGCAUCGCGGUCAAGUUUACGGCCCGCCAGCCCGGCACCUACUCGACCGUGCUGUACAUGCGCAACAACCUCACGCUAAUCGAUGCCGCCUGGAUACAGGCGCGGGCCGUGGUGCCGCAGUUCAAGUUUGGCAACCGGCGGCCCGGUUCACCGACCGCACUGCAGUUCGAGAUGACCGACAAGCACUUGCGGUUGUGCGGAAACGCGUACUACGACCAGCAGCAGCAGCAGCAGCAGAGGUCGGAGGGGACCGGCCCUAUCAACAGCCGGAAAACGGAUGAGGCGGAUGGACCCCGCCGGCCGCCGGCGGAAGGUGCUCAGCUGGAGGCGGGCGUCGAAACGCGGCGCACGUUUACGGCGCGCAAUUACGGUGAGGUACCGAUCGUGAUAUCCGGCAUCCGGAUCGAGGAAGCGCUCUGCGAAGGAUACGGCUUCAAGGUGCUGGACUGCGCACCGUUCGAGCUGCCGCCGAACGCGAGCCGUAAGAUUGAGAUUGCGUUUGCGCCGGACUUUACGUUGGCGCGCGUCGUGCGGAUGCUCCACUUCGACACGAACAUCAACAACUUUCCGGUCAACUUCACGCUCCUCGGAACGGUCCCAAUGCGCGGCCUGGAGAUGUGCGGGCUGAGCUUGCAGCGACCGUGGUUCGAAGCGGUCUUCCGGAUGCUGCUGAUGGUGGCCGUAACGGCCGCCUUGGCGGGUACGCUCGUGGCCGCAUUCCUUGACUCGAACCGGGUGCUGAGGAACCACUUUGUGAGCAUGACGCGUGAGAAGGGCCCGGUCCAACCCCCGCUCGAUCUACGGCAGAUUGCGUUGCAGCACUCAUCUGCCGCAGCCGGGGCCGCACCGUCCACGACGGCCUCCGAGGUGAAGGACUCACAAGGAAGCGGAAACCAUCGAUCCGCUUCGGCGACGAUGGCGUCACGCAACAAUCGCAAAGCCGACCGUAAAGGAAGUCUCCCUCAAACGCAACCGAAGGGUGGCGGUGCGGAUCGGGCGCCGAAUGGAACGGGUCCGACGCAUGGACCGGCGGCCGCAGACAGUACCGCCAAUCGGUUCACCCGUGCCUGGGCGGAGUUUACCGCCAAUCUGAAUCGGGGUGCUGACGCCGCGAAGCAAGCGGCGGCAGGAUCGAGGACACAAGCGGCCGUCAACAAAAGCGGCCGUCGGUCGAUCACGCCACCCAAGGAAAUGACCACCAAAGAGCGAUCGAAGCCAAACGCCUCGGAAGAAGUUGGGGACAGUGGUGCUUUGGGCACCGAUUUCAGGAACGAAGCGGCCGCCGUGACAGCAGGGCGUACUAAUGGUGGACAGGCGACGGCGACGGUGGCACCGGUGCCGGUGCCGAAUGAGUCGAAGCAACCCACCAAAUCGACAGCAGUCGUCGUAACCAGUGACUUAACGGGCGUGCUUGAAUCAAAUUCAAAUGUCGCCAAACAGCAGCAGCAGCAGCAACAUCAUCAAACAUCGUCAUCACCGAGGAACUUCGUCAAAGAGGACUGUUCGUCACUCGAGGCAAGCGCAAGCGGAUCGUCAUCUUCGGUAUCGUCACCCUCGUCGUCAUCGUCUUCAUCGCCCUCACCAACGACGAAGCAGCAGCAACAGCCACAUCCGAGGCCAUUCCAACCGCCCACCGGUGGCGGCGGCGGUGCACCGAAAGCGAACGUCAAGAAGAUGAAGAGUCUCCCAGUCAGCUACGAAUCGGUGGUGGUCUCAUUGGCCACCUCUAGUCAAAAGCCAACGGUAACGGCGACAACCACGACGACACCCUGCUCAACGGCGGCCAUUGCCCUACCGAAGGAAUCUUCAUCAUCCCGUGCGUCGACAAGUGACGACGGCACUAGCGGUGGCGUUGGAACCAAGUGUCGCAGUGGAAAGCAAACGCAAUCCACGGGAGGAUCUCGUGGAGCACCGAGUGCCGGGACCACCGGAAAUGCCAGGAGCGUAGAACUGCUUAAGGCAAGCGACAAGCUUGCUGCCUUCCUCGUGACGUCCGAUGGCGGCGGUGCUUACGUGGAGAAGGAAAACAACAACCCUGGUGGCAACGUCGUAAUCCUGCCCGCUGUAGGUGGUCCUCUCGGUAGCGGUAUUAAUGGGCAGAUUGAAGCUGCCCAGCAGCAGCAGCAGCAGCAGCAGGCUGCGGCGAAAAAGUUCAGCAAAACUCCGGGCCGCGAGCGAAAGUCCAACCAGGGCAAGAAAGGGACGGCAAACGGCGGUGGUGGUAAACAGGGUGCGGCGCAGCAGUACAAGGGCACCGCUCUGCAGUUCAGCUCCCCGUCUCAGCAGCAGCACAAAUCCUCCACACUCGGAACGAUCCUGCAGAAUGCUUCGAUCCCGUUACCAACGGCGGCGGCCAGCACUUCAUCGACGGUUUGGGGAGAAAAUUGCGCUCGCUUCAGCGAUGUCGUUGCUCAAAUGCCGAAUGCAAAGCCCGCUUCGAUUGCGAACGGUGGUUUCGGAAUGGAUCUAUUUACUCCACUGUCUACGGGCGCUGCUUCGGGACAGGCACGGCUAAAUCAAGGCGCCAAUCUGAAGACGCUUGGUAAUAGCUACGGAACGAGUGGCGUAAUGUCCUCGCUGUCCACUGGUGCUGGUGGAGCUCCUCGCAAACACGCCCUCCAGGACUCGUCUAAUCGGUAUGAAACGGUUAAAGCGAAAGACGAAAGCUACAAGUCCGCCCCGUUCGUCACCACAGCAACGGCUAACUUGGGUCCGAUUGGAACGUCGAAGAAAUCACCGACUGACAGCGGCACCGAUAGUGGGCCCGAUGGUGAUGGCAUUGGAUUCGGUGCCGGCCUAGCAGGCACCGGUGUGACAAACUGCUGGGAACCAUUCGGUGGACAUGUCAUACAUCGUCCCGGACAGCUGCCCACAGCCAGGGGAGCAGAAUCUUCUUGCAUUGCUCCAGGCACGGCCAGCCAACAGUCGGACAGUUUCUUUUCACAAUCCUUUGCCGAUCUACACCACCAGCAGACGGACCAGAGCGAUCGCUUCCGGGGAGUUUCAGCGUCGGUGGCCACACCAACACCGUCCAUGGUGCAGCCGCAUAAUCGUGGUUCGCUAUUGGCAGCCCACAUCGGUGGCGGAACUCUGGGAAACGAUUUUGUUGGACAACGAAACGCAUCACUUUCGAUGCAUCAACAGCAGCAGCAGCAGCAGCAGCAUGAGUGGAACAGCACCGGUGCCAGCAUCGAAGGCGCUCCAAUGAACUGGCCCUUAUCGUCCGCGCACAAAUCGAACCCAUCAUCCACGACGACGGCAGGGCUGCUCGAAUGGGGAGCUUCCGAUGUUUGGAACAAUCUGGCCACUCAAACGCAGUACGAGCAGUUUGAGCUUGCUUUUUCGAUGCAAUACCCAGUCGGAAUCAUGGCUGCUGCGGCCGCACACGCCUCCGCCAAUCGUUUACGGCAACUCCAACAAGCCGCUUCACUGGCAACCGACGAUACCCAGUCUACAGAAUACCCGGUCGGAAUCAUGGCAGCUGCGGCCGCACAAGCCUCCGCCAAUCGUUUGCUGCAACUCCAACAAGCCGCUUCACUGGCAACCGGCGACGGUCUGGGGCAUGGUGCGUGCCUGACCGACGCUUGGUACGCAACGCAGUCAGCGAUCGCUCCACCGCCCGGUUUCUCCAACCUGCUGUCCGUAGGUGGGCCGGCAAACGCCAUUGGUGGGAUGGCGCUCCUUCAGCAACAGCAACAGCAGCAACAGCAACAGCAGCAACAGCAUCAGCUGCUUCUUUCACAUCAAAACCACAACAGCAACAACCACCAUCAUCAGCAUCACAGCCAGCAGCAGCAGCAUCAGCAGCAGCAGUUACUCCGUCAGCUAUCGUCCGAUGAGGCAACAUCAACCGCCGUCAGUGGCGGCUCUUCGGGAGGACCAUCGUCACCGACCGUUCCUAGCGCCGCUGUGGGCGGUGGUGCUGCAUCAUCAUCCUCCUCGUCCCGCUCAUCAUCCGGCGCCUCGUCUUCGUCAUCUUCGUCCGCAUCGUCCUCGUCCGCGUCGUCGUCGUCGAUCGUUACCUCCACGUACGAUCCCUUUCAACUCGGUUCGAUCUGGGCUUCGGCUAGCAAUAGCGAUCCGUGGGCAGCGGCAGCCAAGAAGAAGUAGAAUCAGUGAUGGCUUACGAUUGCGCAUCACUGGCUCACUGGCCGUUUGGCCUGUGAGAGUGCUUUACAAAUCAUGAUAUUUUUUGUCCGGGAUGGGCCUCUUUCGCGGUCUAAUCCCUCCCUUCAUGGAUUGGUCCAUCCAUUUUUUCUCUCUUUGUUCUUUUCACCACCCGAACGUGGCAGUUUGAAAUUAUGUUCAAUAACCAUUGGCAAAGUAUGGAUAAAACUGUUGCUUUCAUAAUGUUUCUUUUUAAAAUUAGAUUAUCGUUUGCACCGGAAGCGCACGAGAUGGCGCAAAACUUUCGAAUCUUUGGAAUUAGUUUUGCCAGAAAACGCGAAACUGAAUUGAAUUCGGCCUUCUCUUGGCAAUGGUUGGCGCGAACAUUAAAAUCACUAUCAAGUCGCUUACGUUUUAGAGAUACUUUGUAAUACUCUACCACCAUGUUGGUUCCGAUGCUUCCGGUGGGUUGCCGGUGCAGUAAUUUUAACUUUUUUCUCUCCUUUUUCUCUUUAUCAUUAUCGCUUUAUUAACAUUUGUUCUCACUUUGUUCAGUGGCUGCAAGCUGCUGUUGAUUAAUUCUCAUAACGUUUUCCCCCUUUUUCCUUCUCCACAUGCUAAAACUUUUACUUAGUUUACUAUUGUUUCACUAUCUAUUUUUACCUUUGGAUUUUAUUGGACUAGAAAUGAAUAUUCGCACCUUUUUGUCGCUUGGCGCGCACCCACUUUGCCGAUUUGAUUGGGUGGAAAACGGCCUCAGGCAACAC